Messenger RNA from Corticium candelabrum, 2338 nucleotides. RefSeq lists its product as uncharacterized. The transcript has 5 exons. Lineage: Eukaryota; Metazoa; Porifera; Homoscleromorpha; Homosclerophorida; Plakinidae. The coding region runs from base 157 to 2217 and encodes 686 amino acids. The record is from RefSeq and is a predicted model, not a curated record.
GUGUGCAAGUCCCCAGUCAUUUCUCGUUUUCCGCCUUGUCGAUAUCUUUCGUGGGAGACAUCAAGUCUCCAGUGGUAUAACGUUUGUAGUAGGUUUCUAAUUGAAGUUAUAUUCGGGGGCCCAUUGCGCCGUGAGGAACCUUCUCAAUCUUGAGGCAUGCCUGAAGCUACAGAGCAGGGUAACCAUCCCAAUCCUAAGCCAGCCGCUCAGGCGCAGGGUGGUCAAGGAUCGAGUGGAAACCGCUCAGGCAAUCGUGGAGCACGAGGCGGAGGCCAUAGGGCAACCAAUCGAUCGCAUAACCAAGAUCAUCAGCGGCAUGGAGGUAAUCGCAAACCUCCACCUGGUAUAGGUGGUGAGGAACACGGCAAGGGGACUUACCACAGUAGAAGUCAUGAUGGCGGAGGCAGUCAGAGACAUUCCGAUGGCAACCAGACGACAGGUAGACGUUCGGAGCAGAAGGGUAACGCACGCCACAGUGAUGGGUCAAGUUCUCGCUCUUCUCAGCAGUCUCAUAUGAGGUCUCAGUCCGCUGCUCGUCAUCUGGAAAGCGAUCAGACAUCUCAUAGAGGAAAGCCACCCGGAUCGGCUCAAAUGGGCGCAAAGUUUCAGCCUUCCAUAGAGCAGAAAUCGCCAGGACAACGUCCAGUUGAUGAUGAAAAGGGAAACUCACUAUUACCUCACACAAAUGAUCCAUCAGAGCCACGAGAGAGCGGUCCUGUUGAGCCUACCCUUACAGAUCCUUGCAUUGUUGAACAGAAAGAGCUGACGGUAGAGGAGCAGCAACAACAAGCCCAGCACAUACACAUGCAAAUGCAGCAGCAACAGUUUCUGCAGUUGGCACUAGCUCAGCAACUCUACUUCCAGCAGAUCCAACAGCAGGCUGUGAGGGUGGCAGCCAUGAUGGCAGCUCAACAGCAACUGCAGCAGGAACAAACAGAGACUAAACAAGGAGAAGGAGAGAGACCAGACUAUGCUGCUGUAGACAAGCAUCAGCCAAUAGAAAAUUCAACAGAAAAGCAAAGUGAAGGACAUGGUGAAGGUGCAAGUAGUAAAUCCCAGGUGGGUACUUUUAAGCCUGUGCCCUUUGACAUUGUCCUUCCAAUGCCUGAAUCAGGUCAGCAGAUGGUCAGUGAUGAUGUUAGUGAACAAGAGCUGGCCAGGCACUUGGAUAUGUUUAUGAAGGAACAGGGUCUUGUAACAGGAAAUGACGUAUCAAGUAGGAUACCAGAUCAUAGUGUGUUUCGGCAACAAUUUGUUGACCAGGCAAACAGCCAUGUGGCUCGCGAGGCAGAUCUGGUGCAUCCACAAUACACACAGGAACUAUCUGCAUUUAGUAGAACAAGUGAGGGAUAUAAGAUAGACACUCCUCUUGUCAGUAGUGCUGCAGGGACUUCUGCUUUCUCUUCUUCUGGCACAUCUCGUGAUCCAUUAUUCUUUACUCAUCCAGCUCAUUCUUCUGAGACUGCUGCGUCUACAUCUCAUCUAAUUACUACACAACCGCCUGUGGAAGAUGAUUUGUUGACUGUGUCUCACUCGUAUUCUUGUACUCCUCCUCUUCAACCAACCAACACUGCUGUAUACAAUGGCCACUCGACCAGUAGUCCAUUUGACUUUGUUCAUGAUAGUCCUGGAUGUACAUUCACAGGUCUUUCUGAUCAUAGCUCUGAACAUUCUUGGUUGGGUGAUAGUGAACCUCAGUUAACCUCAUUGACAUCAGAAUCUGCUGCGUUUGAGACUGUUGGUGUUACUGUCCGUCCAGUUGGAAGGGUAACAGAUUCUACAAGUCAGCCUGACACCAGAAGACAGCGAAAGGGUGCAAGCCACAAGCCUUCUCCAAGGCAGGUUACCCUUGAAGUUGGUGGAAGAAUGUUCUAUGUUUAUCCUGCUACAUUUCAGUCAUACCCUGACAGUCUGCUUAAUCAAGUACUAAAUGGAUCAAAACCAGUGAAGCUCAAUGAGAAGUGGCAUCAUGUUUGGAGAUGGGAAGUAGAUCGUCUGUACGCAUGCAGUGCGGCGGGACGGAUGGACGCACCGAAGCUGCCGGACGGGUGCGAUUUCGACUGGCUCACGCUCGACUUGCCGGGGACCCCUCUCGGGGACUCAACUCGGGUGGGCUUUGUUCCGUCGUGGAAGUUGCAUCAUGCUCUAGACAGGAAAUGGACUCGGAACUGGUUAGAUUUCCACUGCCCACCGUGUGUGCUCGGACUUCGGGUGUAGGCUAGUGUGUAUAAAGACAAUUAAGGGCAGUUUGUAAAUGUCGAUAGCAUUUCAGUUAGCAAAUUUUAUGUUUGUAGAUGAUGAAGGUUAUCUCUUUUCAAAGUAAGAAUAUUAUCGAUGA